Bursaphelenchus xylophilus (pine wood nematode) is the source of this 3659-nucleotide messenger RNA. The record is from the annotation of a GenBank genome assembly. Lineage: Eukaryota; Metazoa; Nematoda; Chromadorea; Rhabditida; Aphelenchoididae.
AUGUUGUCGACCCAAAAUCUAUAUGUUAUUUUGAUCGUUUCGGCCUGUGAUUCCACAGCAUUUGCCCGGCAUUACAUCGCGUUUCCGUGCGAGCGAGAGAACGGGACUGAUUGGCAUUGCAAUUGGAGGCUGAAGCCGAAUACUUGGGGCUUCAAGGACAUGGCACGUAAGCGGGGGAUUUGCUGCGGAGCGGAUAAGUUCUAGCGGUAAAAAGCGUCUAUAAAUUCAUGCCGGCAGACAUGGCAAGGGCCGGGCACGUCAAGAAAAAGUAGAACAAAAGCGCUCAAGCAAUGAAAAAUUCUUGGCAUUCUGGUUUAGCUCAAAGAUAACCUGAUUACACAUGAAAGACGGGGUAGAAUGGGUCUAUUGCAUACAUAAAUUUGAAGCUGGACUCCUGCUUAACCUCACCAUAUAUGUAUGUUUCAUAGAAAAAAUUGCUCGUCUUCUAUCUGUUUGAAGCCUAAACUGACAACGCUUAAAAAAUGUUGCAAUUUUGUCGAUUUCUCCAAGAUUUUCCCUCGCCCCUGUUUGAAGUUUGAAACAUAGUCUGGAACAAGGCGGAUUUUUUGAGCCUAAAACGAAAAAAAAUCGAAUGAGCCAGUUUCGAGAUAGAAAAUCUCUUCAUUUUACGCAAUAUUUCGCCUUUUGUCUGACCUUGUCCAAAAAAACCGUCACUGUGACGGAUUUUUUGGACACUUUCAAAAGCGGAGACAGAAUGCCAACUUUCGUGUUGAUAGAUAACCCUUUCAGCGCAAAAUCUUGACGUGCCGGGCUUUGCAAGUUCCGGAAUGGGCUACCUUUUCUCUGGCCAAGCUCGGGGCUAGACCUGAUUUUUGGGGUCGUACAUCGGGACUGAGAUUGAAAAUUUUGGGCCUACCCCUUCCGAAAAACCUUUUUUUAAUCUCAAAACGAAAACUUGAAGUGCCAAUUUUGGGUUCUUGGCAUUGUGCAACAAGUUGUGUUUAUGACUCCAUAUGGAUCGAAAAGAUUUUUUGAUGUCCGAAAUGUUUGCUGGCAGCGAUAAAACACCCUAAAACCAGCCAUAAACACAAUGCCAAAAUGUUGCCUGAAUGGCGGAAAAAUUGUCAUUCAAAACUAUUCAAAAAAACAAUUUCAGCGGAAGUCAUCGAGACCCAUCGCCGUUGGGCCAACUCCUCGCUGAACGAGGCCCCCAUCUACGACUGGUCGUGGAUGUUUUGGGCGGAAAUCGAUCCCCGCAUCUACGAGAUCUACGACGAAGACUUGUACAUGCUGGACUACGAUCGGCCCGCCCGAUUGGCCAAGGCCAAGGAGAGAAGGGCCGAGGUUUGGCAGUAUUCGCUGCUCGGCGUUGCGGCAGUCUCGAUUUUGCUGCUGCUGCUUCAGCCAAGGAAGAAUUUCAGCGUCUGGAGACACGAUUACAACGCGUUGAAGGAGAAGCUCAAGUCCAAGGCGGCGGAGAAAAUGAGCGAUAAGAAGGCGGAGAAGAGGAGUGUUGUCACUAUUGUUGAUGAAGGAAACUAUGGAAAGGUGGGGUCAAAGGGCUGGGUAGAGUAGCCGGAGAACCAUUUGUCGACGCUAAAGAUAUCUUGCAACGCUUGCAAACCUGGGGCCUGUUUCACGAACGCAAAAUAAAAAAAAUAGAAAUAUGAGUGAGCGAGGGAACAGAGGAAAUGCAUACGAAACGGGAGAGACGGCAGGAAAAUGAGGAUUGCGCCAAUUCUCAAUCGGAGUGACUUUUUACGUCCAAAAUUACGGAUUGGCGGUAGUAUUUGAGCCAUAACUUUCCUCUACUUGGGCCUACAAGCACCCUCCAAAAAUUCAAAUAAUGCUGAGACUGCGGGCUAUAUAGAUCUAUAAAAAUUUUUGCUCUACCGCCAAUGACAAAGUUACCAUAGGCGUUGUAGUGUUGAAUUCUUCUACUUUAUGACGCUAAAAGGCCUUUUUUCGCGUUAAUUGAAACAGUAAAAAAUUCUAAUUCAUGUCAGUCGAUAGACAAUUUAAUUCUCUACAAAACAUUUUUAGAGGGCCAACUGUAAGUCAUUUUUUGGCUGAGUAAUAACUGAUUUACUUUGACAAUCCCUCGAUUUUCAUCACAAAAAAUCUUUCGAAAGAGCCCUCAAAUCAAAAGAAGAGAGAAAUUUUACGGUAAAAAAUGGGAUGCGGCUGGACUAAAUCACCCAUAACUUUAUCAGUUGGUGAGAUAUAGACGCCCCUCUAAAAAAUGAGGUAGCCAAGACAAUUUUCUUUACAAUUAUAUAAAAUUUUAUACUAAUAUUUUAUUAUUUGGAACAAAAACCUAUUUUUAUUCUGAAAAAAAUUAAAAAAUGUUGCAAACUGCUGCACUACUAUAAAUUUGUUCGUUCCGCAGAUCACCAAACAUCCUAAAAAAUUACAUUACUGUAAACCGCGGACUCAGGUCUAUAUGAUUUUUUUUAAACGGUGUCGAUCCGACAAUUUUGGACCAAGUUAUGAGGAAAUUAAUCUAGAAUUGCACAAAUUUUGUAGAAAAUAGAAAUAUGCGCAAUACUACAGCUAUUUUCGAGCGCGUUUUUGCAACAGUGCAACGAAACUUGCACACAUGACAGUCCAAACAGUUAGCAUUAUUCGAAAUUUUGAAGGGUGAUUCUACGCCCAUGGAGGGAAAAGUUAUGGCCGAAACACUGCCGCCAACCCUGAUUUUGGACGUAAAAAGUCACUCCGAUUGAGAAGAGGCGAAAUCGUCAUUUUUCUGCCGUCUCUCCCGUUUCGCAUGCAUUUCCUUUGUUCCCUCGCUCACUCAUAUUUCUAUUUUCUUUAGAAAUAUGAGUUUUUGCGUUCGUGAAACAGGCCCCUGAGUCGCUUUACAGCAUUUUACAGCUUUUGAGUUCGAAGAGGCCCCAUAAACGAAGAGGCCCUUCAAAACAAAGAGGCUUCUAAAACGAAUAGGCCCUCAAACGAAAAGGCCCUCAAAAAAGAGACCUCAAAACCAAGAGACACCCAUUUUGACGAAUAGGACCCCAAAACUGAAAGACCGAAUAGGACCCCAAAACUGAAAGACCGAAGACCCCAAAAAUGAAAGACCGAAUAGGACCCCAAAAGUGGAAGACCGAAGAGGACCCCAAAACUGAAAGACCGAAUAGGACCCCAAAACUGAAAGACCGAAUAGGUCCCCAAAACUGAAAGACCGAAUAGGACCCCAAAACUGAAAGACCGAAGACCCCAAAACUGAAAGACCGAAUAGGACCCCAAAACUCUAAGACCGAAAAGGACCCCAAAACUGAAAGACCGAAUAGGACCCCAAAACUGAAAGACCGAAUAGGACCCCAAGAUCCCAAAACUGAUAGGCCGCCGACCGAAGAGACCCCUUUAUGACGAAUAAGGCCCCAAAACGAAGAGGGCCCUUUUCCGAAGAGUCCCACAAAACGAAGAGGGCCCCUUUUUCGAAAAGGCCCACAAAACGAAGAGGUCCUUUUUAGAAAAUAAAAAAUUCAAAAUGAAGGGUGACACGUCAUACGAUGAAAAAAAUUCAUCGCAGUUUUUUCAUUUUUUCAGGUAUCUUUGUCUUUUUUUGGGGACUCUUUGAAAAGUCGGCCGCGCCUGCAAUGUCUUUUCUCCGCCCUAUGAUCACCAAUUUUCAGUUUGAGACCCUAUCCGAAAGCUCCGAUCUCUCCGUUUUGACGGAGAAAGGCGUCAAUUGA